Molecule: messenger RNA, 447 nt
Organism: Protopolystoma xenopodis
Lineage: Eukaryota; Metazoa; Platyhelminthes; Monogenea; Polystomatidea; Polystomatidae
Source: the annotation of a GenBank genome assembly
AGUCUAAAAGGAAGUCGUUAUGAGAUACGCCAGCGUCGUCGACAGCAGCGACGUGAGCAGCACCGUCUAGCCAAUCUUAGGGCUAAAAAGUCCUCGAAGCUUGCCAGUAAGGAUUCUCAGUUCCGAUUAAACAGAAAGUUUGAGGAGGAUGAGGAAGAGGAAGAUUUAGAUGAAGAAGAGGAGGAUGAAGAGGACGAAGGUGAGGACGAUGAGUUUGAGGAAGAAGAAGAAGAUAUGGAUGAUGACGAUGGCGAUGAGGAAGAUGAAGUAGAAGAUGACGAAGAUGAUAGUGAUGGCGGUGCAGAUGUUGAAUUCGUGGCUGAUACACAAGAAGAGCAGGAAAAGCUAAAAGAACGAAUGAAUUCUGCCAGCCAACACAUGGAGGAUUCUGUGGUAGCUGCCUAUGCAGGUAAUCUGUGCCUCUCCACAGGACCUCAAUUACAGUAG